AUGGGGUCAAUUCAAGUCGAAGAACUGGUGACUUGGCCAGAAAACGAGUACGGCAUUCAAAACACCAGAAUAUUUGAGAUUCCAAGUCUCACAGCUUCAAUCGACCAUCCAACACCAACAAACUGUCGGGAAGAAGUCAUUCUCCUAUCCUGGCUUAUCGUCCUCCUGCGCACACGCGAAGGAACGGUAAACUUCGACUGGGCGUACCUCUCCCGCGAAGAUGGCGCGGAACAAGAAACCGUGAUGCAAUGCUUGAAGAUGGAGGAGGUGACGCCAGGGCUGGAAAGUACGGUCGAGGAAACCAGUGCCGCGAUAUCGAGGUAUAUACAGGAUGUUGCGCCGAGGACUGCGGAGUCGAAGAAUGCUUCGUUGCUACUAACUAGUGUUUCAUUAGCGGGAGACGAGAAGGAGGGCCUGCAACUUGAGAUUCGCUUUCAAGCCGGCAUGCUUGAGAUCCAAGCCGUACGAUACCCCCAUAAUAUGCUUCCUUUCACAAUAUUACAUCACAUCUCCACAUUUGUCGAUACAAUAAACGCCUGUAUAUCUUCCCCGGCUGCCACAAUCUCAUCACUUCUCGCUCCAACAGCGAGUGAUCUCUCCUCAAUAUGGAGCUGGACGUCACCACUUCCACCAACAUACAACUCGUGCAUGCACACCAUGAUCUCCUCACGCGCAACAUCGCAUCAAGACAAAAUGGCCAUAGCGUCGUGGGACGGCGAUCUAACUUAUGCUCAAGUCGAUCGGUACUCGAGUAUUGCUGCCGGAAGGUUGCGCGAAAUGGGCGUGAAACUACACGAUUUCAUGCCAGUGUGCUUCGAGAAAUCACGAUGGACGAUCGUCGCUGUCCUGGCGGUCAUGAAAGCUGGUGCGACGAUGGUAAUGAUGGAUCCAUCGCUUCCAGUUGCGAGGCUGCAGAAUAUGCGGGAUCAGGUUGGCGCGCAGAUGAUUGUGUGUUCGCGGAAGCAACAGGAUUUGGCAAGAGAGAUUCUGCCGGAAGGUCAAAUGCUGGUGGUUGAUGAAGAGGCGUUUCAAAAAGAUGAGGAUCUGCCUGCGUUGGAGGAAGUCCCAUCUGAUGCGCUGAUGUAUAUCAUCUUCACUUCUGGAAGUACUGGAACACCGAAAGGUGUGAAGAUCUCGCAUGAGACGUACACGAGUAGUGCGAUUCCUAGAGCAAAAGCUGUUGGAUACACGGAAGAAUCUAGAGUGCUGGAUUUCGCAUCCUACGCAUUCGAUGUCAGUAUCGACAGUAUGCUACUCACUCUCGGCAAUGGUGGAUGUCUGUGUAUCCCAUCGGACGAGGAUCGUCUAAACGAUAUCAAUGGAGCGAUGCGGAGAAUGCGAGUCAACUAUGCGGGUCUGACGCCGUCGGUCGCCCGCAUCCUGGAGCCGGAUGUUAUUGCCUCGCUGAGCGGACUCGGACUUGGAGGAGAAGCUGCUUCGCCUCGAGAUGUUAAUUUCUGGGGUCAGGUCACCAGGAUAAUUAUUGGAUAUGGUCCUUGUGAAUGUACGAUUGGGUGUACAGUGAACAGCAGUGCUGCAACUGGCAGAUAUUAUAUCUCCAUUGGACCUGGCAAUGGUGCAGCCAUCUGGAUCGUUGAUCCCAAUGACCACAACCGGUUGAUGCCCGUCGGAGCUGUGGGAGAAUUGCUUGUUGAGGGUCCAAUUGUUGGACAAGGGUACUUGAAUGAUCCCGAAAAGACUGCAGCUGCAUUUAUUAAUGACCCACCCUGGCUUACUGCUGGCCAUGAUGGUUUCCCGGGUCGGACAGGCCGUCUGUACAAGUCUGGAGAUAUCGGCAUGUACGAUCCAGAUGGAUCUGGAAAUAUCGUAUUUGUUGGAAGGCAAGAUACGCAAGUGAAAUUGCGUGGACAGCGUGUUGAACUGAGCGAGAUAGAGAGUCAACUCAAAGCGAGGCUUCCCGCUGAUGUGAAUGUUAUUGCAGAAGUCAUCACACCACAGGGAACAGGAGGCCAACCAACUUUGGUAGCUUUUGUCGCACCUCAAUCGACGAAAGGACUGGGAAACGAGGAACUGAAGCUGGGAGAAUUGUCUGAGGAUCUCCGUCUGGCUUUGGCGAAAGCCGAUGCAGACGUUAAGGAGACUUUGCCAAGGUACAUGGUACCGAAUGCAUAUAUACCACCAAAUUACAUACCUGUUUUGAUCUCAGGAAAGACAGACAGGAAAAGGCUACGGGCUUUUGGCGCGACGGUUGACUUACGGCAGCUGGACCAAGACUCUUCCAGUGCCCCGUCCCGGGAAUUGAAGGAUCUGGAGAAGCGACUGCGGCAGGGAUGGGGUGAGGUGUUGAAGAUUGACCCGGAAACCAUCAGGCUGGAAGACAACUUUUUUGCGCUCGGUGGCGAGUCUCUGACCGCCAUAAAAUUAGUGUCCGUCUGCAGAAUACAAGGCCUUGACCUCUCAGUAACCAGCACAUUUGGCAAUCCUACGCUUGAGGCGAUGGCAAGCACUGUCAAGAUCAGCAGUUCCGAGGAAAAGGUAGAAACUGAAGCCUUCUCCAUGGUAUCUCAAGAUGUCGAGAGCGCAUCCAUUGAAGCAGCACAAGCAUGCGGAUCAGAACCAUCAGCUGUCGAGGAUAUUUAUCCUUGCACACCUACCCAAGAAUCUCUCUUCACCUUUUCUAUUCGAUCGAGCAAAGCGUAUAUUGCCCAGAGGGUAGCCUGUAUACCUGACACAAUCAGCCUCGACGCUUGGAAGAAAGCAUGGGAAGAUGUCGUAGUAGCAAGUCCCAUCCUACGGACCCGCUUGGCACAGCUCUCGGGACCUGGUUUGCGGCAAGUGGUGCUAAAGGGGAGCGUAUCCUGGAGAACUGCGACUGAUCUGCCAAAAUACCUCGAAGAUGACCGUUUGGAAAGGAUGGAGCUCGGGCAAGAUCUAGCUCGAUACGCAAUCGUCGAUUCGAACGGAAAGCAGUACAUGGUUUGGACUGUCCAUCACGUUCUCUACGACGGAUGGUCGGAGCCUUUGGUGCUGAAGAAUGUGAGCAAUGCUUUGCAAUAUCAGCCCUUCGAAUUACAAGCGCAGAUGAAAGAUUUUGUCAAGUAUGUCCGAGACACAGACGAAGUUGCGAUGCAGGUUUUCUGGCGGCGAGAAUUAGAUGGUGCUGUGGGGCCACAAUUUCCACGACUUCCAUUCAGGGAUUAUCUAGCGACGCCGGAUUCAUUCCUCGAGCACCAGAUAUCGCCCGAGACGGUGGCUGGCUCACCGUUCACCAUGGCCACUCUGAUUCGUGGUGCUUGGGCUCUGGUGGCAUCACAAUACUCUGGAAGUGAUGAUGUUGUGUUUGGCGAGACCUUGACUGGUCGAGACAUCCCACUACCUGGAGUCGAGGGAAUUGUAGGUCCGUUGAUCGCAACUGUUCCUGUACGGAUUCGCAUCCAUCGCACGACAACAAUCGAAUUGUAUCUACAGACUGUCCAGCAGAGCAUCCUUGCCCGUACUCCAUAUCAACACAUGGGAUGGCAGAACAUUCGGAAGGUCAGCACAGAUGCCCAACAUGCGUCUGAGGCAGGAACAGGGUUGGUGAUCCAGCCAGAACCAGAGUAUGCUGGGAGUGAGCUUGGGUUUGAGUAUGGUGAUGUUGUACGUGAAGCACUUCAUUUCAAUCCAUACCCGCUCAUGGUCGCUUUCGGGAUUCGCAAAGGCGGGUUGAGAGUUUGCGCAAAUUUUGACAGCAGUUUGAUUGAAUUUGCUCAAAUGGAGCGAGUACUUGCACAGCUUGAAGUGGCCUGCUCUGAAUUGUCAAACGACUUGUCAAGGAAAUUAACCGAGGUAUCUCUCUUGCCUGAAGCUGAAUUGAACAGAAUUUGGCAGUGGAACCAGACACCACCGUUAGUUCUGAAUGCUUCCAAACUUCAAGCACAUACAUCGGUACAACCAGGAGCUUUCUAUCCACGAGCAACCAUCCCAUGGGUAUGCGACCCUCGAAAUCUAUCACUCUUGUCCCCCAUCGGCUGUGCGGGCGAGCUUUGGUUUGAAGGAGCUAUCCCGGGUGAAGGCAUUGAGUCUCCUGACUGGCUGGUGGCUGGAAGCUCAGAAUAUCCUGGUCGUAGUGGAAAAGUCCAGUCGACAGGCGACAUGGUCGAGUUACGGGAAGAUGGCAGUCUGGUUUUCGUCGGUCGCAAGGAGAACAUCCUACAAAACCAAGGCAAUGCUGUGGAUAUCUCAGGUCUUGAAUUUCAUGUGGAGAGACAUCUUCCUGGGAACGUUCGAUCUGCCGCAGCCAUAUCCACUUCAUCAGAACAAGAGGACCCAGAUUUGAUUAUAUUCAUCGAGGGGCAGGGAGUCGACGAAGCCGACGAAGAGAUCGAGCUCUUGUCGGCAUCGCACGAAGUCACUUGCGAUUCUGGUCUGCAGAGUAUUGUCUUGGCCAAGGUGUCAGUCAGUCUUGCUGAAGCCAUCAAGAAGCUGGACAAGUCCAUCGAGAAAUCUUUGCCAUCGCACAUGGUCCCAUCAUCUUACGUGGUGGUCAACAGACUACCAUUUGACGAGGGCCCGAUUGAUCAUGCGAUGCUCAAUCAGCUCGCCUCCAGAAUCCCUCAAAACAUUUUUACGCAGCUGGCUACCGGAUUGACAAGGGCUUGGCUAAGGACGGCAGAGAGCAUUCUGACCGCAACGGAAGAUAUCCUUCGGACUGCGUGGGCAAAUAUUCUGGGCAUGAAUCCGGCACAGAUUGAUGUCGAGGAUAAUUUCUUCCGACUCGGGGGAGAUUCCGUCCUGGCGAUGAAAUUGGCGGCCAGUCUCCGAACCCAGGGGCAUGCGUUAUCAGUUUCAGACAUCUUCAACCAUAUGCGUCUCGGUGAUGCUGCGAAGGUUCUGAAAGUCAACCAGGUGGCAGAGCAAAAGAUCCAGCCCUACAAGCCAUUCUCAACUCUGCCGAUUUCUGAUGUCGAGCUGUUCUUGUCCGAGGUCGUUCGGCCAAAACUUGCAGAUUCGACAUGGGUUGUCAAAGAUGUUCUAUUAGUGACAGAUCCACAAGCCCUCGAUAUCAGAGGAACAGUCCAGGCGCCACGUACGUCGAUGCAAUACACAAUGUUGUAUCUUGACAAAGGAAUCGAUCGAGAGAAACUCUUCGGUGCAUGCAAAGACUUGGUCAAGACCCAUGAUAUUCUGCGCACCGUCUUCAUCGAGCACGAAUCGUGUUUCUUACAGGUCGUAAUAGAGAAUCUGGAUUCUCAUGUGACCACACAUCAGACUCAAGGAGAUGUUGGAAAGUAUGUUAACGAGCUUUGCACGGCCGAGAUCGAAUCAGAGUUCAAGCUCGGCUCUUCAUUCUUGAAAAUACUCCAUGUUGAAGGCCAGGAAAGCGAAUGCCUGAUCAUUGGUCUAUCGCAUGCUCAAUAUGAUGGUAACUCAUUGCCAAUGGUUCUUCGAGAUCUGGAGGCGUUGUACAGGGGAGGUAAGGUCGAGGAAUCCGAGCCCUUUUCCUCAUACAUGGCCCGAAUUGGCGAUGAUGGCGUCCAAACAAAGGCAAUCUCGUACUGGCGCAAUCUCUUGGCAGAUUCAACACUAUCCGUCGUCGAGGGAACUUCAGUCCAAUCAACGGAUAAGGCCAUAUUCCAGACUAAAGCCGUCGACAUCUCGCAACGACCCGACGAGAUCACUACAGCGAACUUGCUCACGGCCGCAUGGUCGUUGGUUCUUGCUCGACGUCUCCAGAAGCCAGAUGUAACCUUCGGUGGUAUCACCUCCGGUAGAAACGUCGAACUUGCAAAUAUCGAGAAUGUGAUGGGUCCAUGCUAUCAAUUCACGCCAAUCCGAGUAACAUUUGAAGCUGGAUGGACAGCCAUGGAUCUUCUUAAGUUCGUGCAGAGUCAAAGUGCCGGAUCAUCAGCACACGACUUCCUUGGCUUUGAGAAGAUCUCAAAGAAAUGUACGGAAUGGCCAGGUGUUGUCAGAUUCUUCGAUUCGAUCGUUCAUCAUCAGGACUUUGAGGAUUUUGAUACCAUGCCUUUCGCGGACGGCACAGCGAGAGUGGAGAUUCUGAAUCCUCAUGGCGAUGCGCCGAAUCCUUUGAAGGUUGUCUCGUUUGUUCGAGAAGGAAAGACUUAUGUUGGGGUGGUCGGAAGUGUGAGGGAUAUCCAGUUCGUCGACUCGAGCCUUGAUGAGCUCGCCGCGACGGUGGAGGAGUUGGCGUCAAGGAGAGACCACGUGCUGCUCAACGAGAAGGUGUUUGAGGGACAUUUGGGACAGACUGAUGUAGCUACGCCAGAACAGCGCGUAUAA
Cadophora gregata is the source of this 6243-nucleotide messenger RNA. RefSeq names its product Non-ribosomal peptide synthetase. The record is from RefSeq and is a predicted model, not a curated record. Gene Ontology annotation, molecular function: phosphopantetheine binding; catalytic activity. Bases 1 to 6243 code for a protein of 2080 amino acids. Gene Ontology annotation, biological process: secondary metabolite biosynthetic process; amino acid activation for nonribosomal peptide biosynthetic process. Gene Ontology annotation, cellular component: cytoplasm. The transcript is spliced from 2 exons. NCBI's taxonomy places the organism in Eukaryota, Fungi, Ascomycota, Leotiomycetes, Helotiales, Ploettnerulaceae.